AGCAAAUAGCAACUGCCUAAUACAACAAAUCACAAAACAUGGCGCCACAUAUCACCGGUCGUACGAAACCGACAAAGCCGAAGAAGCAGCAGCGUGCCACUAAGCGCAAGAGAGACGAUGUCGACGUGGAAAAGCUGGAGCAGCAGGUUCAGGAUCUGGAUCCCAAGGGCAGCUACACUUCCUUCUCUGACCUUCCCCUCUCCCUCCCUACCCAAGAAGGUCUAAAGGCUUGCCAUUUCACCACCCUCACACCCAUCCAAGCACGCGCCGUCCCUCUCGCCCUUCAUGGCUCCGACAUCCUCGGUGCUGCCAAAACUGGUUCUGGAAAGACCCUUGCCUUCAUCGUCCCCGUUCUCGAGAACCUGUAUCGCAAACAAUGCGUCGGUCAAGAUGCCGGUCUGGGUGCCAUGAUCAUCGCCCCUACCCGCGAACUCGCCAUUCAAAUUUUCGACGUCUUGGUGAAGAUCGGAAGAAAAGGACAUUUGUUCUCGGCUGGUCUGGUCAUUGGAGGAAAGAGUCUGCAAGAGGAACAGAAUGCUCUGGCACGUAUGAACAUCGUCGUUUGCACACCUGGUCGCAUGCUUCAACAUUUGUCGCAAACUGCUCUCUUCUCCGUCGACAAUGUGCAAAUGCUGGUUCUGGACGAGGCUGAUCGUAUCCUGGAUAUGGGCUUCCAACGCGAUCUGGACGCUAUUCUCGAAUACCUCCCCAAAGACCGCCAAACUCUGCUUUUCUCUGCUACACAAACAAAGCGUGUUUCGGAUCUCGCUCGUCUGAGUUUGAGAGACCCCGAAUACGUCUCGACCUCCGAGCAGGGUGAAUCUGCCACCCCGAAAUCUUUGCAGCAAAACUACGUCCUCACUCCCCUGCCCGACAAACUCGAUACCCUCUGGUCCUUCAUUCAGACUUGUAAAAAGUCAAAGAUCAUCGUCUUCUUGUCAUCUGGAAAGCAAGUUCGUUUCGUCUUCGAGGCUUUCCGUCACAUGCAACCUGGUAUCCCUUUACUGCAUCUUCACGGACGUCAAAAGCAGACUGCCCGUCUCGAUAUCACCACAAAAUUCUCGCACGCCCAGCAUUCGUGUAUGUUCGCAACCGAUGUCGCCGCAAGAGGUCUGGAUUUCCCUGCUGUUGACUGGGUCGUCCAGCUCGACGCCCCCGAAGAUGCCGAUACGUACAUCCACCGUGUCGGUCGUACCGCUCGUUACGAACGCGAUGGUAAGGCUGUGCUCUUCCUCGACCCUAGCGAAGAAGAAGGCAUGCUCUCCCGUCUCGAAGCCAAGAAGGUCCCCAUCGAACGCAUCAGUGUCAAGCAAAAGAAGCAACAAUCCAUCAAGCCACAACUACAAAAUAUGUGUUUCAAGGACCCCACUCUCAAAUACCUAGGUCAAAAAGCUUUCGCCAGUUAUGUUCGCAGCAUCCACAUUCAAAAAGACAAGGAAGUCUUCAAGCUGGAAAAACUAAACCUGGAAGAAUACGCAGCAAGUCUUGGUCUGCCCGGUGCACCCAAGAUCAAGUUCAUUGCUGGAGAUGACGCAAAGGCCAGAAAGAACGCUCCCAGGGCAAAGAUGGUCGACUCGGAAGACGAGAGCGAGGGCGAGAAGGAAGAGAAGAAGAAGCCCGAAGUCCGCACGAAAUACGACCGCAUGUUCGAGCGCAAGAACCAAGAUGUGUUGGCAGAUCAUUACUCGAAGAUGAUCAACGACGACGAUAUCGAAGCUCUGGAUGGAACACAAAUGUCCGACGACGACUUGUUCAGCGUCAAGCGCCGCAUCCCCGUACAAGAAGAAAAGGACGACUCAUCAGACGAAGAACAUACACUUGCUGUUGCCGAUAUGGAUCUACCCCCUGGUGCAAAGGCUGUACACAUUCCUGGAGCAAAGGACGCUCUCAUCAUCGACAGCAAGCGCAGAGAAAAACUACUCAAGAGCAAGAAGAAGUUACUCAAGUUCAAGGAAUCGGGUCAGAAGUUGGUCUUCGACGACGAUGGCAACGCCCAUCAAAUCUACGAACUCGAAGACGAAGAUGCAUUCAAAGCAAAAGGCACAGCAGAAGAACAACGACAAAAGUUCUUGGAAGAAGAAGCACAACGCGUCCGCGAAUCAGAUCUCCUGGACAAAGCACUCGCAAAGGAAAAGAAGAGAGCAAAGAAGGAAAAGAGAAAGGAGAGGGAAAGAGAAGAAAACGCUUCCGACGAGGAAGAAGGAGAAGGAGAAGCUCUUCCCGACGCUUCUGCAGAUUUCAAGAAAUUCCUUGCUGGCAGCGAAGAUGGGUCAGAAGGAGAAGAGGACGACGAACAGCCAAAGAAGAAGCAAAAGAAAUGGUUCGAAGGAGAGGGAAAAAGGACGGAUAUGGGCAGGGAAGAAGCCGCUCCGGAAACUCUUGCGGACCUCGAAGCUUUGGCUGCUGGUCUGCUGGGUUAGAUGUUCCUUACUCCUUGCUGAGACUUGUUUUCUUUGUUUUUGUGUGGUCAUACAUUUCGAGAUAUCCAAAAAAUGCAUCGUACCUUUUUUUAUCC
Molecule: messenger RNA, 2515 nt
Organism: Aureobasidium pullulans EXF-150
Lineage: Eukaryota; Fungi; Ascomycota; Dothideomycetes; Dothideales; Saccotheciaceae
Product: P-loop containing nucleoside triphosphate hydrolase protein
Exons: 2
Coding region: 39-2420 (793 amino acids)
Biological process (GO): rRNA processing
Cellular component (GO): nucleus
Molecular function (GO): nucleic acid binding; RNA helicase activity; ATP binding
Source: RefSeq, a predicted model, not a curated record